GAAAAAAACAAAAAAAAUCAAACACAAGCAAAAAAAAAUAAAAGCAAAAAGACAAGGGAAAAGAGUAAAGGAGCAAGGAUUUUAAUAUCUGGACUGUGUGGGCAUGUCCACAGCCAAAAGGCUGGUGCUCUCACUACGUGGACGCAAAAAUUCACAGGGCAACUCGGCCACAUCAUCGACACGUCUGGUCUCGGCGGGCACUUCACCUGGCCAUGAGCUGGAUGAAAUAGCCAUUGUCUCUGGCACCGGUUCGAGUAGUCAUCAUUUCUCCUAUGGCGGUUGUAUUGGCAAUUCAUCCGAUGCCAACACAACGCCAAGAUAUUCAACAGAUCUAGGACCAAAGUUUGGCAUGACCCAGCCAAAAUUCGGCCAAAGCGUAUCGCAACAAGGUUUCUUUACGUCGCAUGACAGCUUGGCCACACCACCAUGCGCCUCCAGAGCAUCAAAUUCUCAUAUUAUGGCCACCGUAAGCACUGCCUCCGAAAUGGAUUUACUGCACAACAAGCAACGCAACAACAAAUCAUCGCGCGGACGUCUGAAAACGACAACAAGCGGCGAUCAGCCAUUGCUGGGCACCUGGAAUCGAUCCACAGGCCGAGGCUCGCAGGAUAACACACUGCUGGCACUUGGCGGUGGCAGUAUGGUUAGUGGCGGUGCCACAAAUUUGGCCAUGAGUGGCCAUAGUCAAUAUGGUGGCAACUAUUGCAAUGGCACGGAUAGAUAUCCGCGUUCCCGUUCGCAACAACAAGCACAUCACAAUGCCUCACAACAGCCACAUCAUCCAUACCAGCUGCAGCAUUCGUCGUCCACAGUGUCGCAUCACCCGCACGCACAUGGACCGCCCUCACAGACCGGAGGCGGUGGACCAGGACCGCCUCGCCAUGGGCCACACGCUGGAGCCGGAUCUGGCGGUGUUGGCGGUGGUCCUGGAAGCGGUGGUGGCUCUCACAUGGGUGGCGGCCAGCCGCAUCAUCAGAAACCGCAUCGCACUGCCUCGCAGCGUAUUAGAGCCGCCACAGCGGCUCGCAAGCUGCACUUUGUCUUCGAUCCGGCGGGGCGGCUUUGCUACUAUUGGUCCAUGGUGGUUUCCAUGGCAUUUUUAUACAAUUUCUGGGUGAUAAUCUACCGCUUCGCCUUCCAGGAGAUCAAUCGAAGGACAAUAGCCAUUUGGUUCUGUUUGGAUUAUCUAUCAGAUUUUCUAUAUCUGAUUGAUAUAUUCUUUCAUUUUCGUACCGGUUAUCUGGAGGAUGGGGUUCUACAAACGGAUGCUCUAAAACUGCGCACACACUAUAUGAAUUCAACGAUAUUCUAUAUCGAUUGCCUAUGCCUAUUGCCAUUGGAUUUUCUCUAUCUAUCCAUUGGCUUUAAUUCGAUAUUGCGAAGUUUUCGUUUGGUUAAAAUCUAUAGAUUCUGGGCCUUUAUGGAUCGCACCGAGAGGCAUACAAACUAUCCAAAUUUAUUCAGAUCGACAGCCCUGAUACAUUAUCUGCUUGUGAUAUUCCAUUGGAAUGGCUGUCUAUAUCACAUUAUACAUAAGAAUAACGGUUUUGGUUCACGCAAUUGGGUCUACCAUGACUCGGAAUCGGCGGAUGUGGUUAAGCAAUACUUGCAAAGCUAUUACUGGUGUACAUUGGCCCUAACGACCAUCGGCGACUUACCCAAGCCACGCUCCAAGGGGGAAUAUGUCUUUGUCAUCUUACAAUUGCUAUUCGGUCUGAUGCUAUUUGCCACAGUGCUUGGACAUGUGGCCAAUAUAGUGACAUCGGUCAGUGCGGCCAGGAAGGAGUUUCAAGCCAAACUGGACGGCGUCAAGACGUAUAUGCGGAUGCGACGUGUGCCAAAUCAUUUGCAGGUGAAGGUCAUCAAAUGGUUCGAUUACCUGUGGCUAACGCAAAAAUGCUCGGAUGAGGAGCGCGCCGUAUCCUGUCUUCCUGAUAAAUUAAAGGCUGAAAUAGCAAUUAACGUCCAUUUAGAUACACUUAAGCGGGUUGAGAUUUUUCAAAAUACUGAAGCUGGUUUCCUCUGUGAAUUGGUUCUACGCCUGAGGCCGGUGCUCUUCUCGCCCGGUGACUACAUCUGCAGGAAGGGCGAGGUGGGCAAAGAGAUGUAUAUUGUGAAUCGAGGACGAUUGCAGGUCGUUGCUGACAAUGGCAAAACGGUGAUGGCCUCAUUGAAGGCCGGUUCCUAUUUCGGAGAGAUUAGUAUACUCAAUAUGGGCACAGCAGGCAACAGACGCACUGCCAGCGUUCGUUCUGUGGGCUAUAGCGACCUGUUCGUGCUGAGUAAGAAGGACAUGUGGGACGUGCUAAAGGAAUAUCCAGCGGCGCGUGUACGUCUCGAAUCGAUAGCUGUCAAACGUCUGGAGAAGUACAAGAAGGCGCCGCUAGAGAAAGUCAAAUACUUUAAUGUAGUUGCCAUGGGCCGCUGCCAAUCAACUCCGGGCCUGGUGGAAAGCUGUGGUCGGACUUCGUUGGAGGAAAUGUGGCUACCACCAGCAGUGAUGCAGCAGCAACAUCAUCAACAGCAGCAACAGCAGCAGCAACAGUCAAACCAGAAGCAACAGUUGCAACAGCAACAACAGCUGCAACAGCAACAACAGCAACAAUUCUCUCAGUCACAUGGCUAUAGUCCCCGCAGCUAUGCCGAACGUUUGGCCCGUGCCACAGACUCACCCAGAUCUGCUAGCCCCAGUGCCCAUGGCUCUGAGGAACGACCACGCAGUCGGGCUACAUCGCAUCAUUCCAUGAGACCGCAAUCCCAGCCAAGUCAUACAGGUUACAUUUGCGACUCUAGUUCUCAAUUGGAAUGCUAUGGCCCGGGUGUGAGUGGAGUUGGUGGUGGAACUACGCCACUUCUCGGGUCCCAUGAGGCACUCGAGGAUGAGAUAAAACGUUUACGGGAACGCCUACACACGGUGGAAUCAGAGAAUCAGGCAUUGAAUACGAAGCUAUCGCAACAGCAAUGGGAUUUGGAGAAUCGUUUGGCCGAAAUUGAAAUGCAAAUAUGCGGCGUAUCGUCUACAUCCAGUGUGGAUCCCGAGAAUGAGACAGAGGAGCUGGAAAGGAAUCGGGAGAGUAUCAUAUAACACGGGAGAGUGCUGCCCCAUCAGUCGAUCGGAGCAGCAGCAGCUAGACAGCAGGAAGUUAAACAGGAGAAGAUGGAUGAUAAUGAGGAGGAAAAUGAUGAUGAAGAGGAGGAUAAGGAGGAUGCGGAGGAGGAGGAGGAGCAGUAUAUAGAAGAUGAAGCCGCUGAGGAUCAGGAAGAGAUGACCAGCCACAAAUAUUGCUCGCUUUAAGGAUGGACAAGGCCCAUCUGGCAUCUAUCUGUCUUCAUUUACCUAAUCUAUAGAUAGUUAGUUUCACACAUUUACUACCUACUUACAUACACAUACAUACAUACAUACAUACAACAGAAUGGCACUGCCAAAGAUAAAAUACCAACAAAUUAAAAUGCACCAGCAACAAAAAACCAAAAAACAAAAUGUGUAAAAAGUUCUAAAGAAAUCCUUUUCCCUUCUACCUUCAGUCUAAUUUUAAGCCAAAUUAGGUUAGUGUGAAAAGCUUUAUUAGAACUUUUCCGGAUAUAUAUGUAAACCACAAAAAAACAAAAGAAAAGAGAAACAAAAACCAA
Molecule: messenger RNA, 3630 nt
Organism: Drosophila willistoni
Lineage: Eukaryota; Metazoa; Arthropoda; Insecta; Diptera; Drosophilidae
Product: cyclic nucleotide-gated cation channel beta-3
Exons: 11
Coding region: 104-3085 (993 amino acids)
Biological process (GO): monoatomic cation transmembrane transport
Cellular component (GO): intracellular cyclic nucleotide activated cation channel complex; plasma membrane
Molecular function (GO): protein-containing complex binding; intracellularly cAMP-activated cation channel activity; cGMP binding
Source: RefSeq, a predicted model, not a curated record